AUGGGAAUUUUAACUGAAUUAUUUAGCAGCCCCUUGAACAUUACUUUAUUAGGUGUUUGUGCUUUUUUGUUAUAUAAAAUUGUGUCGGGCAGACGGACUCCGCCCCCAGUUCAACGAGAACCAGAGCUUCCCCCACUGAAAAAACAAGACUUUACUUUGGAACAGUUGAGAGAGUACGACGGUAGAGGGAAAGAUGGACGAAUAUUAAUAGCUGUGAAUGGUAAAGUUUUCGAUGUGACGAAAGGAAAGAGGUUUUAUGGUCCAGGUGGUCCAUAUGGCUUAUUUUCGGGUCGUGAUGCGUCUAGAGCUCUAGCUACCUUCUCGUUAGGAGAGGAAUCUUUACGAGAUGAAUAUGAUGAUUUAAGUGAUUUAAACAGCAUGCAGAUGGAUUCUGUUAGAGAAUGGGAAAUGCAGUUUACAGAAAAAUAUGUAUAUAUUGGUAAAUUACUUAAAGCUGGUGAAACUGCUACAGAAUAUACGGAUACAGAAGAUGAAUCUACAGACCACAAACAAGAUGGCGGAGAAAAGAAAAAUAACUAA
Molecule: messenger RNA, 540 nt
Organism: Lottia gigantea (owl limpet)
Lineage: Eukaryota; Metazoa; Mollusca; Gastropoda; Lottiidae
Exons: 3
Coding region: 1-540 (179 amino acids)
Cellular component (GO): membrane; endomembrane system
Source: RefSeq, a predicted model, not a curated record